CGGUACCCUUCAGGUCUCACUCGUUCUCGGCCUUCACACAUUUUGUGGGGCUAAUUAAGGAAUCUUUCAACCAGUAAGGCUAAGGUGUGCAUCCAGCGUUUACUGAAGGAAAAAAAGACGGAGGUGACCAGGUGUGGUUGUUGUGUGUGGAGGACGUCUCGCUGCUGCUGUAGGGAGCGUCAGGAACAUGAUGCUGUUGUUGGUGGCCGUGAUGUGUGCGGGCGGCGGGGCGUGGGCAGCACGACCCAUGCCCCAGUACGCAUGUCCCCGGGGGUCAUGGUGUGUGGCCAGCGAAUACUGUGAAUCAGACCAAGUGGCCUACCAGUACACUCCUCCUCAGGACGACUCGACUCUUCAGAACACCACGCAAGACUCCAUGUACUACGUGUGCGGCCAUGCGGUGGGCAGUGAAGGGACGGUGUGCUGCAGGAACAAGACCAAGCUGCCGACAACCUUCACACCAUCUCCCACAAACUGGUUCUACACAAACCAGAACUCUACUACUGAGGGUGAGAGCGAGGUGGUGGAGCCAUGGCCCGGCUACAGUGACCGCGACCACCACUCAUCGCACCGUCAGCCCGCCCUCUGCCCCCACUCCAGUGUGUGCACCCCUGCCACCGUCUGUCCCGGCCCCAGCGUCACCUACUCCGCCGCUAUAUUCACCAGAAUCGGCAAGAAAAAGUACCUGUGUGGCCAGACUUGGGACACCCGUGCCUGGGCCUGCUGCUCUCUCCACACACUUGUGAACGCUCUCGUCGCCUACAAGGACAGAAAAAGCUCCCCUGAAGACCGUGAUGAGAAUGAUAAAGCUGUGAUUAUCAACAUCAACUUCAGAAUGCAGAUGGAAAACAAGGCACCAGACGCAGAGUUGUAUAAAUACAGGCUGUCCUUCAACCCGUCUGACGCCCACGUGAGCUUUGACGACCCCGGCCACGAGGACAAGCUUGGCCUGCCUGACCACUACGACAGUGAACGUGGUAAUGAGCUAGUAGACUCGCUCCUCAUCACGACAGAAGCAAAUGACAUUAAAAAGAGACUCCGGCGAGAUGCUACAACAGGCAGUGACAGUCUCUCUAUUGAAGGUGACGGUGCUGGGGUCCAGGCUGCAUCUGCAGUAACUUCCAAUGUGACUGUGUUCACAGUUGCGCCAUCAGCCACCCUCGACGGCAAUAACCAGACUUCGGCUUCGUCAAAGGCUCGCUCCUUCAGCGGCUCCGCUUCUCACCAGAGUUCCCCAGUGAACACUGAUUGUGGAAGAUCACUGGGAGCACCACUAAAUGCUCCCCGCUCUAAACUGAGCAGUGAUACCAGCCCUGCCAAGGAGGGAGAGUAUCCAUGGCAUGUGGCUAUCCUGUCAAUCAAGCAGGAGUAUCUGUGUGGAGGAGUCGUGGUGGCAGACCGUCAUGUCCUCACUGUCGCCCACUGCAUCCAACAUCUGACCGCCAGAGAUAUAUUGGUUCGUGUUGGUGACUAUGACCUGUCCACUGAUAGUGAGAAAUACCCCACUUAUGAUGUCACUGUUGUCAGCAUCACUACUCACCCAGAAUACAGGCGGAACACCUUGAAGGCAGACAUCUCAUUGAUACGGGUAGAGUACCAGCUGCUGUCACUACCUAACGUGGCCAGAGUGUGUUUCCCUAAUGAAGUAUCGACACACGACCGACAAGAGUGUUAUGUCCCUGCCUGGGGCUUUGUUGAGCCAGCAAAAGGAGGCUGGGAGCGGUACAAGAACUUCAGCCCCGUCUUGAGAGACUCCCGCUUCGUGAUCAUCGACCGUACUAAGUGUGAGAGACAGUUUAGAGAGUCGAAGACCCUUGGCUCUUUCUUCAAGCUCUUGCAAGGAUUUAUCUGUUGCAAGGGCAUACUACAGUCUGAUACCUGUCAUGGAGACGGAGGAAGUGGCCUUGUGUGUCGUGCCUCAGGAGGGAGAUUUGUACUGCAUGGCUUGGUGUCCUGGAGUGUCGGCUGUGAUUAUGGACUGCCCACUGCCUUUGUGGAUACCGGUUUCUACCUGCAAUUCAUCUUGACCACUAUCGGUUCAACUACAUUCCAAGGAUACACUUCUCUUACGAGUAGCACUUACGAUUCGUCUGGCUAUGGCGGAAGCGCACCCGCUGCUGGCUAUGGCGGAAGCGCACCCGCUGCUGGCUAUGGCGGAAGCGCACCCGCUGCUGGCUAUGGCGGAAGCGCACCCGCUGCUGGCUAUGGCGGAAGCGCACCUUCUGGCUUUGAUGUCACUGGACAAACUUUUGCACCUAUCAUUGGUAGUGGAUAUGUAGCAUAUUCAGACCCUUACCUUACUGGCGUUGUUAAUAACAAACGCAAACCAGAACCUACUGAAGAAGUCCAGCACGUCGACCUUCAUCGUCCCUCUAGUUUCGAGACGAAAGAAAAACCUUCUGGAGUUGGUUAUACUGACGAUGACUACCGCCCUCAUCCAGGCAGGUACCCUCCAGUAAGUGUAAACAAAGGUGACGGAUACCCAUCACGUUACACGGACGAUGGGAAAUACACCGCAUAUAAGGGAGACUACCAAUCUGAGAGCUAUCAUAAGGGCUACGACCAUGCAGACCUGCACAAGCAGGAUGGCUACCAUACUUCAGGGUACGAGUCCAAGGCAUAUGAAUACAAAGCUGGCUACAAGGAUGGUGAAGAGUACUAUGACUCUGAUGAUGAUCAAUACGAAUCUGAUUACAAGGGCGGCUACAAGGAUGGAGGCUAUGGCAAGGAUGGAGGCUAUGGCAAGGACGGAGGCUAUGGCAAGGACGGAGGCUAUGGCAAGGACGGAGGCUAUGGCAAGGACGGAGGCUAUGGCAAGGACGGAGGCUAUGGCAAGGACGGAGGCUAUGGCAAGGACGGAGGCUAUGGCAAGGACGGAGGCUAUGGCAAGGACGGAGGCUAUGGCAAGGACGGAGGCUAUGGCAAGGACGGAGGCUAUGGCAAGGACGGAGGCUAUGGCAAGGACUCUGACUACCAGGGUGGUAAAUAUUACGAUGGUGGCGACUACUACGAAAAUUAUGGUAAAUAUUAUAUGGAUGGCAACUACUAUGAGUCUGACUAUAAGUAUGGUACAUAUUAUAAGGAUGGCGACUAUGAGGAUGAUUACGAUGCUGACUACAAGAAUAUUGAAUAUCAAGAGACUGACUAUGACGGCACGCCGGGCUACGGGACUGACUAUGACGGCACGCCGGGCUACGGGACUGACUAUGACGGCACGCCGGGCUACGGGACUGACUAUGACGGCAAGCCGGGCUACGGGACUGACUAUGACGGCAAGCCGGGCUACGGGACUGACUAUGACGGCAAGCCGGGCUACGGGACUGACUAUGACGGCAAGCCGGGCUACGGGACUGACUAUGACGGCAAGCCGGGCGACGGGACUGACAGCCUACACCACCACCACCACCACCAUACUGCUGGCUACGAAGAUACAGAAACGGAUUCCCAUGAUAAAGAUGCAGCCUCCUUGCAUGGUAUUGUUGGGUACCUGAAGAAGCGUUUCACCUAGUAAGCCGCUGGGACAGGAUUUUAAAUGUUCUCUUGUUUUAUAUUUAAGUUGUAUCUUUCUGUGAACUAUCUGUUAAGAGCAUUAAUAUAAAUAAAGUAUUUUUAUAAA
Homarus americanus (American lobster) is the source of this 3616-nucleotide messenger RNA. RefSeq lists its product as uncharacterized. Gene Ontology annotation, biological process: proteolysis. Gene Ontology annotation, molecular function: serine-type endopeptidase activity. The record is from RefSeq and is a predicted model, not a curated record. The transcript has 16 exons. Lineage: Eukaryota; Metazoa; Arthropoda; Malacostraca; Decapoda; Nephropidae. Bases 188 to 3508 code for a protein of 1106 amino acids.